Scheffersomyces coipomensis is the source of this 7713-nucleotide messenger RNA. RefSeq names its product Cas4p (gene CAS4). The transcript has a single exon. The record is from RefSeq and is a predicted model, not a curated record. Bases 1 to 7713 code for a protein of 2570 amino acids. Lineage: Eukaryota; Fungi; Ascomycota; Pichiomycetes; Serinales; Debaryomycetaceae. Gene Ontology annotation, cellular component: cell cortex; site of polarized growth. Gene Ontology annotation, biological process: cell morphogenesis.
AUGUCUCAAAUACCGAUUCAUGAUCAUUCAGAACCAUCUCCACAAUUACCUCCCCCAGCAUCAACCUCAGCGUCAUCUCAAAAAUUAAUCUUAUCUAAUGGAGAAGAUUUCAGUACAUUGAGGCGAGGAUUAGCAACUGAACUGAAAACUCCAGCUGAAUAUACUUUGCAUAUUGUAUUUACCCAAUUUGUUCGUCAUGCAGAACGUAAACUAAAUUCAUGUCUUGAUUAUUCAAUCGACGAAGAACCACCAAUUAUUGAAUUAUUAUGUGAAGGGGUAGAUCCACAUUUUGAUAAAAUAGUAGCUUCUUUAGGUUAUAUUGCUAGAAGAAAACCAAAACCUGUUAUCGAUAGUGUCAUGUUUUGGAGAAAAUCUAAAAGUGAAGUGGCAACUAUGGCUGCAUCUGAAGUAGAAAGAACAGUAGAAACAGCAAAAUCCAAUUUGUUGAAAGCAAGUAACAACAAUAUAUCUGGAGAAACGUUUGGUCCAUCAAAUCCAGGAAUAGCCAAGAAUUCAAUUGCAAAUGCAAAUUCAAAUUCGAGAUCAAAGAGAAGUUUAAGCUUAAUGAGAUCAAAAAGUUUCUCCAAAGUUUCACAUCGUCGUAAUCAAUCAGCAUCAUCUGCAGUUCCUACCACAGUAUCAUCUACAAUGUCAUCAACAGCAACCAAAUCUCCAACAUAUCAAGAAAAGCCAGAGAAUGAAUUUUUGAGACAAAAAUAUUACUAUGAUGCUCAAAUAGCUCAAGCAAGAGAAACUGCCAUCCAAGCAGAUAGAAAAUCGUUGGCUUCUAUAUAUAUCUUAUGCCGUGUAUUGAUUGAAGUUGUUAAGCAAACAUCUUAUGAGGUAAUGGGCGAAGAUUUAGAGGAUAAAUUAGAAGAAAUAGUCUAUACUCAACUUAAGACAACUGAUGCUAUAAGUACCAGUCAGUCUUUAGUUAGGGCUGCUAAUUGGAAUCUAUUCGCCCAAUUAUUAGGUUUUAUGUCAGAAAAGAGGUUUUUAAGUGUUAGUGAUAGAUUUAUUGCUGAUUUAGAAAAGAUCCCUACUAAUGUCAGUCAUGAAGAAGAACCCAAAUUGCAUUUAUUGAUUAGUGGAAUGAGAUAUUUGAUUUUAACUAAUUAUCCGUUGGAAGUUUUCGAAGAAAGUGCUGAUUUUAUUAAAUCAUUAGCUAAGUUCUUUGAUAAAGCUCAAAAUGAAACUAUUGUUUUUGCUUAUUGUGAAGUAUUGAGUAACUUGGUAUUGCCAUUGGCUAAUAUUUUAACGGCAGAAACUAACCACCCAACAUGGGUAGAAGGUAUUGAAGAAAUUUAUUACAAGGCUCAUAAAAUAUGGUAUCUCUCAACCAGAUUACCCCCAUCUUCAAAUGGUGGCUCUGCUUCGACAUCUUUUUCAUCAACUUCAUUUAACACGAGAUACAGCAAUAGCCAAACCUUACAAGCCAUUUCGUUUGGAAAUAGUGGUUGGGCAUAUUCGUUGCACUUGAUGACUUCAAUGUUAUCAGUUUCUAGAAAGGAGUUAUUUGCUGAGAAAUGGUUCAAACUUGUGGAAGAUAACAUAUUCAAGUUAAAGCCAAAAGUUGAAAUUGACGAUAAAACCACAUUUAUUGUAUGUGUGGGCCGUUUGCUUUGGGUUUAUAUUUACCGAUUACCUGAUACAUUGAAUAAUACAAUCAAGAGAUUAGAUCAAUUAUUCCAGUACUUGUUUUUCAAUAGUAAUUCAACAACUAAGAAGCAGCAGUGGAUUACAUCAGACAAUUUAUUAAUUGGUUCAUUGGUCGAAACUAUUAGAAUCGCUGGAUUCAAUCACUUGAAUUAUGUUUUAGAUAAUGUUCUUGUGAAGUUAUUGAAAUUGAGUUUUAAUGGGAUUUCAUUGGAAAAUAUCUUUGCUGAGAAGGUGAUUUUGAUUGUCAAGAGUUAUUUGCUUAUAUUGGAAGACUAUGAAUUAGGAAAUAAACCAAUGUUUCCUACCGAUGAGAUCUUUAAUAACAGAUUUUUAAACGAAAACGAAGCAAAAUCCAGCAAGGAUAAAAAUAGAAAUCGAAAUAGGUUGAAUGAGUUUCAAUUCAUUGCUAAGAAUUCGACUAAUUCUCAAUCUCAUGAUGAAAUUUGUCGUACGUUCGGUAGUCUCUUGAGAAUAUUGGAUGCUCAAUACGGAAGUGACGUCUGGCAACCUGAUGGAGCCUCACUGUCUACACCAGGACAUUCUUCAAAAUCACAAUCGCCAUUUUCGGCUUUCCAUUUUGGUAUUGACUUCAGCUAUCAAAUUACAAGAAAUCUUCACGUAGAAUUGUUUGCUACUCUUAUAGAUGCUAUCCCAUGGACAAUGGUACUUCAUUCAGGUGAUAAAGCUCUGCCAGCAGGUAUACCAUUUAAGCAGAUUGUUGAAAUCUUGACUCGAAAUGCAGUACAUACAAAUUUUAGAGUCGCUUCAGCAGCUAUAAGUGCGCUUAAGAAGUUAGCUUCAAGAAAAAAUCCAAGUAAUUUGAUAACUAUGUUUGCCAAAAUUGCAUUCCAGUUUAGUGAGAAACCAAGUCCUGGAUAUGAUGCAACAUACAUGAAUUCACAAGAAUUCAACACAUUGUUAAGAAUAUAUGCGGAAUUAUUGAAUUGUUGGUUAAGACAAUUCCAUGAUAUUGUGGAAAAUAAAAAUAAUACCGAGAAUUCAAAUCCAAUGGCUCAAGACGAUGAACUUAUGAAUAAAGAUGUGUUAAACGAUCUUUAUCAAAUCAAUCAUAAAAAUGAAGAUUUAUCAAACGCUGAAGCAAAUCCAAGUGCAAAUAAAUUAAAACCUAGCGAUGAGUUUGAGUGGAAAUCUAUAAUUACUGUAAUUGAAGAAGUUGAAGGAAAUGGUUUAUUUUUCCUUUGUUCUCAAGAUUCAACAACAAGACAUUAUGGUAUUGUGAUUCUAAAGUUAGUUGAGCAAUUUGACCAAGCUAUUUUCAACAUCACUGAUAGCCAAUCUAAUGACUCAAUACCUUCUAAGUCAGAUUCUUUAAAGAAGCAUUCCAGAAGUUCAUCUAAAUUUGCAGCUGAUGUUGGAACAAGACUUAUUCAUAUUUUAGAAGAUGUUGACUUCUUGGAUUUGAUAAAGCCUUUUAGAAAAGAGCUUAGUGUUCCAGAAAGAGGCAGGUUAUCGAAAUUAAAGAAUAAAAAGAACAUUCUUGUUAGACUCGCUGAGUCAGACUACGGUAUUGAUUCUACAAUCUGGUUUAGAGUCUAUCCAAAAUUGCUUGACAUUUUCUUUGAAAGAUGCCCAAUUGCAGUAGCAUUAUGUCGAUCUAUUGUUUGCGUUUGUAUAGUUCAGAUGCAUGAAUUUGUUCUAGAGUAUUCGGAGAGUUAUAAAUCAUAUACUUCUUCCUUAUUUGCUAAAUCUUCCACAAUUCCUCCUGAAGUUAUGAUAAAUCAAUGGAAAUUAUAUUUAAUUUUUGCAUGUUGUUCUUUAACAUCGACGAAUGAGCAAAAGAUAUCCUUCCCAAGUCAACCAACACAUGGAAGGAAGAAGUCAAUGCAGAUGUUUAUUCAACAUCAGAAAAUUACAAGUGCUAGAUCUGUCUUCAAAGUGGUCAUUCCUCUUUUGAGAUCACAACAACAAAUGGUUCGUGAAGCAGUAAUUUCUGGAUUAAGCUCAAUCAAUAUUAAUAUUUUCAAAACCUUACUUGAAAAUAUUCCAGCCAGCGUUAGUGAGUGGGAAGGUGUUGGUAAAAGAGAUUCGAAUGAAGAUAGUUUGAGAAUUGAAAUGAUAAGAGUUCUACUUAAUAUCACUAGCAGAUUCAAAAGUGAUGAGUUAAUAUAUAUGGAUUCUUGGAUAGUAGCUAAUUUAGUGACCAUCAUAAAAAAUUUGAAAUCAUUCUUAUCAUUGCCAUCAACUCAAAUUGGUAUAGAAUAUCAACGACUCAGAAGGUAUUUCUGUGGCUUCUUGGAGAAUGUUUUUGUUGGCUUGCAGGACAAGUCAGACUUGAAUAAAUGGUUACCAUUUGAAGCUAGAAUAGGUUGUUUCAACUUUUUAAAGGAAUGGUGUGGUUAUGGAGAUGCUAGUACCAUUGCAGAUGAUCGUUACAAUGCGAUGAUAAAGAGAGUUAACCAGCAAAAGGAGGUUGCUUCUGUAGUAGCCAUAUUGGAAGUUGAAAGGAAGUCAUUACAAGUCUCUGCCUUAAGUUGUAUGGCUGUUUUAUGUUCUGGGCAUAUAAAGCAUCAUAUUGAAGUUCCUGGUAAAUUAGCAGUAAUGUCAUUUGAUAUUCCAUCACUUAUGAAUUGGAUUAAUGCUUUAUUUACUUCUGAUUCGGAUAAAGCUCAUGAAAUUGGUAAGUUGGCCUUAAGGAAUAUUUUAGAGCUAAAUUUUACAACUCCAGAGAUUUAUCAGGAGGUUAUCAAACAAUGUUACACGCCUCAGAAGUCCUUGAAGACGACCGAGAGUUACUUUACUGUCUUUGUGGGUGUGUUUUUGAAGUCUCCUAAGCAGGAAGAAACACCAUAUGACUUGAUGUGCUUAGCCAACUUUUUAGUUGGGCAUGACAGUUAUGAAGUCAGAGUUGGUGCUAUGCAGCUGUUAACCUUUUUAGAAGAGAUGUACUUCCAGACUUCCACCACUGCGGACAAAUUCACUGAAUCAGUCAGCAGUAAGACAAAGGUUGUUUAUAAAAAGGCUCUAUUUGAUAUAUCUGCGCAUCUUGCUGCUUUACAACCCGAAGGUGCAUUCACUAGAAUUAGUUAUAUGACUAAAUAUUUCAAUCUCGUUGAUAACAGUUCCAGAAGAGAUAUUUUGUCAUGUUUACUUCCAUGGGUCCAAACCGUUGUGUUAAAUUAUUCUGAAGUUGAUGAAAAUACCAACAAGACAGCUCUUGAUGGAAGAAAGCUUGAUUCUUCUUCGCUCAUGGUGUUGAAUAACUUGUUUGAAAUCACAGUUAAAUUUAGUUCUAAGAUAUCCAACGAAGUGGAGGCUUUAUGGGUUGCAUUAGGUAGUAAUUCUAACAAUUUUGAUAAAAUCAUUGACUUCAUUAUGAGCAAUUGUCUUGAAAGAAAGAAUCCGUCAUUUGUGGAGUAUUCCAGACAGAUCAUUGAUUAUUUGGCUUUUUCGCAAACUGAUCCAUUGAUUGUGAUUGAUAAAUUGAUCAACAAUUUAGAACCUAAAUUAAUGGUUCCUCCAUUGGCAAAAGGAAUCACUACAACUAUCAAUAAUGCUAAUGAAUUCCCUUACGUUGCAAAUUUAUGGAAAAUUAUUCCAUACAAUGAGAAAGAUGCAGCAUUUUCAAUUGGUCAAUUAUCUAUGGUUUUCCUUGUUGAUUUAUUGACUGUCAAGAAUGAUGUAAUGUUAGAAAGAUUGCCUCUAUUGUUGCACGUCGCCUUUUCAUUGUUAGAUCAUUAUUUACUCAUUGUACAAGAACAGGCAAGCACACUUUUAGUUCAUUUGAUUCAUGCGUUAGCUCCUAAUGCAAAGAAAGCAGCUGAAACUAUCCAAACAUUGAGACCUAGAGAUCAUUUUAGAUAUCUUUGGGUAUACGACGAUUUAAAUAACGAUAAAAAAGGUGCAAGAACUCCAAAAAAUAUGGAUUUAUUGGCCAGAAAUAUCUUGGAAGUCUUUUCUACAGUUCAUACCAAUCUUCAAGAUGAUUGGAGUAGAGAGUCUUUAAACUGGGCUACUACAUGUGCUGUGAGACAUAUCGCUUGUCGGUCUUUUCAAAUCUUCAGAUCUUUAUUAUCGUUUUUAGAUCAAGGAAUGUUAAAGGAUAUGUUACAUAGAUUAUCCAACACCAUUUCUGAUGAAACGUUGGAUAUUCAAGGUUUUGCUAUGCAGAUUUUAAUGACGUUAAACGCAAUAACAGCGGAAUUGGAUUCUGGACAACUUAUUGAUUUUCCUCAAUUGUUUUGGUCUAGUGUGGCAUGUUUAAGUACAAUACACGAGCAAGAGUUUAUUGAAGUACUUUCAACUUUAAACAAAUUUGUUUCCAAGAUUGACUUAGAUGCUCCAGAUACCAUUUCUUGUUUAAUCUCUACUUUCCCUCCAAAAUGGGAAGGAAAAUUCGAAGGGUUGCAGCAUAUUGUAUUAGUUGGUUUAAGGUCAGCUACAUCAUGGGAAGCUUCUAUAAAGUUUCUUGAUAAAUUGAAUCCUUUGAAAGAUAGUGAAAUCAUUGGUACUGGAAAUUCGCGUCUUUUGAUGGCAGUCUUAUCAAAUAUGCCACGAUUCCUUCAUGCGUUAGAUCAAAAAACAAUAACUCCUGAAGUUGAAGCUGCAGCACUAAAUAUAAGUAAAUUAGCAGCUAAUGCCGACAAGCCAUCGUUGUCUAGAAUAUUGAUUUCUUUAUCUAAAAAUAGAUUCCGUUCCAAGAAAGAUUUCUUAGUACAAACUGUAUCAACUAUUAAAAGUUUGUUCUAUCCAGAAUAUGAAGCUCAAUCGUUGGUACUCCUUCUUGGAUUUUUAUCUAACAAGCUCCCAUGGAUUAAAUUGGAAACUAUGAGUUUGUUGAAGCACAUUUUCCCAUUUGUUGACUUGGAAAGAGACGAGUUCGUUGGUGUGGGAGCCGACUUGAUCUCUCCAUUACUUAGACUUUUAUUGACUGAUUAUGCUGAGCCAGCGUUGGAAGUGUUAGACGAGGCAGUUGUCAUAUCAGGUUCUCAAUUAGAUCGAGAUGUACUUCGUAUGAGUUUAGGAAAUUCAUCGGUGAAAAAAGAAUACGAGAAGACAGCUACUCUAUUUGGUAUACCAGACGAGAGUGGAUGGGCCAUUCCUAUGCCAGCUGUCACGGCUGCUAGCACUCGUAACAAUGUACAUGCUGUAUUUUCUACUUGUGUGGUUGCUACCUUAGUAGAUGAGAACGAAGAAACUGCUAAAGACGAAGAAUUUCAAUUUCAUAUGGAAGAUUAUUACGCUCCUGUUCCAGAUUAUGGUGAUACAGUCUCAGUUAGUGUUGAUGAACCUGAGGCUUCCUUAAGCAAUGUUUGGGCUGCUUUAGAUGAUUUUGAUUUAUUUUUUACUAAGAAUUCAGCCUCUAACGGUGUUUCAGCUGUACCAAGUUCUUUAUUAAAUCAUAGAAGAGAAGCUUCUAAUACUCACAUUCAUAGUGCAUCAGUUGAUACAAAGUAUAGUAAUUCAAGUGACACACUGGCUCCAAUGGAUUCAGCUCAAACUAUUUAUGAUAAAAAGGUGUCUGUUAUCUUGAAUAAGAGUUUGGCAAGAACUCAAUCAACAUCUUCAUUUAAGGCUAAUUUGGCUGACUCUAUCGGUCCAAGUCAUUACAAUAAUCAAGGAAGUUCAAACACAACCAAGAGAUCAUAUAUCCCAUUCAGAUCAAGUAGAAGUAGCUUAAGGACGAAGACUGAUAGUUUUACCACACCAGUUAUGCCAAAGUCACCUACAUUUGAACGUCAAAAUCUUACUACACCAUACAAUUCCCAAAAUCUUUCAACUCCAGGAAAUCUUAAUUCUCCAACCACGAUAAAUUCUCCUGAUUCAAUCCAAGUCAAUCUUGAUAAUUCUACCAGAUUAGAAAACUUAUUAGGUGGUAGUAAAAAGAGAUCCAAAAGAGUAACUAAACAUUCACCAAGUUCAUAUAAUUCUAAUUCACCAGAUCUCGCGACGCAUCAAUUAUGGAGCUCAACUGGUAAUAAAAGUAACAAAAGUCUUAAUGCAAAUUUAAACACUCCACCCAAUUCGGCGCCAAAUGGACAAUCAAUUACCCCCAAACUAAAGGACAAGAAUAAAAACUCUCAGAAGUUUCGUUAA